This is a messenger RNA of Paramecium pentaurelia, 1562 nucleotides long. NCBI's taxonomy places the organism in Eukaryota, Ciliophora, Oligohymenophorea, Peniculida, Parameciidae. The record is from the annotation of a GenBank genome assembly.
AUGAAAAAAAAUAAUUAAUCUACAAUUACAGAUAUUCAUUUUGAAAAGCUCUAACGUCCAGAUUUAUUGUAUACUAGAAAUUAAUAAACUACUCAAUAAUGCAUGUAAUUAUUAUAGAAAGAUCCAACUUUACGAUUAGAAUAAGAAAAUGAGAAACUUGGUUAAUUGUUGAGAGGACAUGAAUUCUUUAGAACAAGUGAUAACGAAUUUCUAAUAGAGUGUUGUUAAGUUAGACUAUUUAUAUUAUGUUAGUUAAUGAAAUUUGAAUAGUUCCAAAAAAAUUAGGUGAUAUUCUCAAAAAAUUAAUUGGAUUAAAAUAAACUGAUAAUCAUUUUAUCAGGAGAUGUAGUUUUGAAUAAAGGAAAUCAAGAAAUGAUUCAUCUCAAACAUUUUGGAUCAAAUCUACUUCUUUUUGGAAGUGAAUGCUAUUCUGACAUGUAUACAUUCAUGAUUUUAGAUCAGAUUGGAAUGUUACAUCUAAAACUGCCUGUAAAGUUGCAGCAAUUUCAAAACAUGAUUUUAGAGUGAACCUUAUGAAUUUUGAAGUUAGUCGAAUUACUAAAGAAAUGUCUUAAUUGUAUGCUUUUCCAAUCUUCAAGAAUGUUCCUUAUGCCUAAGUACGUAAAUUCUAUGCUAAUUCUAUGUCAUAAACCUUUUAAUGUUUAGAUAUAGUAUAUUUAUAAGAGUAAAUGAUCAAAUAAAUUUAUUUGGUUAUUAAAGGUAUUUUUGAAUUAAGAGAACUUGAAAAAGGAGUUGCAAAAGCAGUUCAUAUAUUCACUUAAGGAUAAUUGAUUGGAGAAAAUGAAUUGAAUAAUAAAACAUCAUUAAGUAAUGGUACAGCCUUUUGUAUUAGUGAGGAAGGUUAAUUACUAAUUUUUGAUUAUGAUUAUUUCAAAGAUAAAGUAUUACCUUAAAUUGAAGAGAAUUUACCAAACAAAUGUAAGACUCAAGUAUCAAGAAAUGAGAUUAAAUUCAAUAAUAAAGUAUCACUAACUGGUGAAAUUAUGAGCAAGAAAACACUUUCAAGACAUUAUAAUUUUAAGAAAAGUAAUGAAGAUGUUGAUGAAUAAUAGAAAUAAACAAUUGUAUAAAAAAAUAAAAUAAGAUCAACUCAUUCAAUUAAUUCAAUUCAUCAAUCUCAAUCAAAUAAUUCAGAAGAAGAAAUUAAUGAAUCAUAAAUUAAUAAUCUCAAUAGUAUUGUUAACCCAUCUUAAGUUAAAUAAUCUAUAGUAUUUAAUCGUUUAAGAAUGAGUUAAAGAAACACUUAAAAAUCAACUCAUUUGUAGAAUGAAUAGAUUAGAUCCUAAAUUAUAAACAGUCCUGUUCGUAAUAUUGUAAAUAGAUAAAGUUCAUUUUAAUUAAGUCUAUAGAAAAUGAAAGAGGAAGCUGCUCUAAAGAAAUCAUAAUAACAAAUGAAUUUGAGAAUGCCUUUAAAAAAUGAAUUACUUAAUAAAUUUUUGAAUCGUAAAGAAGAAUAUGGAGACAUAGCAGCUAAAAAUAGAAUGAGAAGAACUCUCUCAUAAACUACGAAUGUGAAAAAAACUGUAUAAAUAAACAAAUGA